This is a messenger RNA of Tilletiopsis washingtonensis, 2186 nucleotides long. Its product is annotated as P-loop containing nucleoside triphosphate hydrolase protein. The transcript has 4 exons. Gene Ontology annotation, cellular component: cytosol. Gene Ontology annotation, biological process: ribosomal subunit export from nucleus. The record is from RefSeq and is a predicted model, not a curated record. Gene Ontology annotation, molecular function: GTPase activity; GTP binding. Lineage: Eukaryota; Fungi; Basidiomycota; Exobasidiomycetes; Entylomatales. Bases 51 to 2126 code for a protein of 691 amino acids.
CCUGGCCGCCGCUGCCGCCUCUCUCCGCACCCCACGCACCCCGCCACACCAUGGGCCUGCCGACGUCCAAGAAGCACGCCGGCCUCGGCCACGCCAUCGCAAACCGCCGCGCCAAGGAGGCGCUGACGCGCAACGGCAGCAACUUCCACACGACCGACUUCGACCGCGGCCUGCAGAGCGUCACGCACCAGGGCGACCUCGAGGAGUUCCUCUCCACCGCCCAGCUCGCCGACUCGGACUUCACCGCCGAGCGCCGCAACGUCUCCAUCAUCAAUGCGCCCGGCUCGUCGGCAGGGCCGCCGCGCCGCGGCUUCAACCCCUUCCUGCUCUCGGGCCAGGAGGAGCAGGAGGUGCUGAAGCGCCAGGGCCAGAACAAGCAGCGCCUGCGUGUGCCACGGCGGCCGCACUGGGACUCCACCACCACGCCCGCGCAGCUGCAGCGCCUCGAGGCCGACUCAUUCCUCGAAUGGCGGCGCUCGCUCGCGCAGCUGACCGAGUCGCAGUCCUUCAUCCUCACGCCCUUUGAGCGCAAUCUCGAGGUGUGGCGGCAGCUGUGGCGCGUCGUCGAGCGCAGCCACCUCGUGGUGCAGAUCGUAGACGCGCGCAACCCGUUGCGCUUCCGCUGCGAGGACCUCGAGCGCUACGUUCGCGACGUUGAUGUGCGGCCGGGAGAGUUCACGGAGAAGGAAGGGCAGGGACCGCGCCGCAACUUGCUGCUCAUCAACAAGGCAGACUUGCUCGACGAAGGCCAGCGCAAGGAGUGGGCGCGCUACUUUGAGGAGAAGGGCAUUGCAUACGCCUUUUUCAGUGCCGCCAACGCUGCGGCCAUCCAGCUGGAGCGUGCUGAGCGUGAGGCAGCCGAGGAGCGCGCUGCCGAGCUGGCCGCAGCUCGCGCCGCCGCUGCUGCUCGCGAGAGCGGCAGCGAAGAGGACAGCGACGACUCGGACGACUCGGACGACGCCGGCUCGGAGGACGAGGACGCUGUCGCCGAGCUGUCACACGCCACGGAGCAGGUGCAGCUUAACGUGCCCAAGAAGACGGCCGAGCUGGUGCAGCAGGCGGCGAGCAGUGCCGCCAGCGCCGCGCAGCCACUAGCCGCAGCGGCCGCCGACCCGAAGGACCCGACGCGCGUGCUCAAUGUGCUCGAGCUCGAGGAGCUCUUCAUGCAGUCUGCGCCGCCGCUGUCCGACUUCGCGCAGGAGGACCAUGCGGCGCCGACACGUCUCUGUGUCGGUCUCGUCGGCUACCCCAACGUGGGCAAGUCGUCGACGAUCAACGCGCUGCUCGGCGAGAAGAAGGUCUCUGUCUCCUCGACGCCGGGCCACACCAAGCACUUCCAGACGAUCAACCUCAGCCCCGAGACGGUGCUUUGUGAUUGUCCCGGUCUCGUCUUCCCGCAGUUCGCCACGAGCGCCGCCGAGCUCGUCUGCGACGGCGUGCUGCCAAUCGACCAGAUGCGCGAGUACACUGCACCCGCCGAGCUCAUCGCUCGCCGCAUCCCGCGCGACAUUCUUGAGGGCACGUACGGCAUCCGUAUCGACAUGCAGCUCGAAGAGGAGGGCGGCUCGGGCACGCCGACGGGUCUGGAGGUCUUGACAUCGUAUGCCGUGGCGCGUGGCUUCACCCGUCAGGGCCAGGGCAACCCCGACGAGUCGCGCUCGGCACGCUACGUCUUCAAGGACUACGUCUCUGCGCGGCUGCUGUACGCGCAUCCGCCGCCAGGCGUCGACGCGGACAAGUUCAACGCCGAGCAGCGCAACGCUGCGCGUGCCGCUCUGGCCGGUCGACGCUAUGCGCCGCUGCUGGCCGAGGAGGAGGAGGCGCGUGCGGCUGCUGCCGCCAAGGCGGCCAAGUUGGCGCCGCGGCCGCAGGGCGCGAAGAGCAAGGCCAUCGACUCGUCGUUCUUCGAGCAGGAGGCUGCCUCGCGCCCCGCCGUCAAGGGCCGCAGCGGCAAUGCGAUGCACAGCCUGCGCAACCGCCUCAACCCCGACGGCACGCCGCUCAGCAAGGAGCAGGUCGCCGAGCUCAUGGCCGCCGAGGCGGCGCUGGUCAACAAGAACGGCAAGAAGCACAACAAGAGCAGCAGGCGGCGCGUCAAGCAGCGCAGCGGACAGGGCUUCGCAUAGGCGCCUCGAUGCGCGGCGACCGCAGCAAUACCAUCGUCAUACACACCACCAGACGCGGGC